AUGGUAUUCCGAAUUCUACCCACAGUAUUCCUUCUAUUACUGCCUGGUUUAUACGCCUACACAUCGAGUUCCUAUAAUCCCAGCCGAUGUUGGAGUAGCGGAAACGGCCUGCCGGCAAGAUGGUGGAAUGAAGGCGAGACCCUUACCCGAGGGAAAUAUUGGUACGAGUGCCAAAAAGGUCGUCUUGAACCACGAGGUUGUGUAGCGGAUUCGAAUCGUAGACUGAACAUUGGCAGCACGAUCGAAACUGGAGGAUACGUGGCUGUUUGUGAGCUAGGACCGGACGGCUACUUACAGUUCCGUUUCGUUGCUUGCAUUGGAGAGGAAAAUCGUCACUACAGGGUUGGAGAGUCAUGGGUGGACGCACAGAACAUGUACUACUACGAAUGCGAACAAGAUGGACCGUAUUUGAAAAGCCGGCCAAAAGGUUGUAUAAGUCAUGACAAGCGGACGAGAGUCGCUAUCGGGGAGCGAGACGAUUUUGGAGACUAUAUGUACGAAUGCCGUCUGAAAUACAACGGAACAAUUCAGAUGUGCAGCGUUGGUUGUAUUCAUAAGGGACAGCAUUACAAAGUUGGAGAACAAUGGCCGGAUGGUGAGUUCAUCUAUUACUGCAAAUCCAACGGUGGCCGUAGCCAAAAAGUGUGCAUUGGUUGCCAACAUCGUCAAAAGCGGCUCUAUGAUGGUGAUCGAUACCGUGAUGAAGAUUCUGUCUACGAGUGCGAGAUUCGUCCAGAUUCCUUCGGACAUAAACCCGUUGCGUGUCUUUCCAAAGAACUCGAUGGUUCAAAGAUUGAACGAGUGAUUGGAUGUAGAUGGUACCUGCAGUCUUCCCAAGCGAAAAUCGAACAGACGUGUGAGCUCGAGGGUACGAAGACAGUAGUCAGGACACUUGGUUGCAUUUACAGGCACAAUGGAUUCGAUACAGUGUACCUGUCACCUGAUCGGUAUACCAUUUGGAAUGUGCCUGGCAAGAAGACGGCUAUCGGAAUAGCGUGCCGACUCACCCGUGACGGCGCAAAAUUGGAAGUAUUCGACGUAACUCAACUCCAGCAGAACACUCAAGGAUUAACGUACGAUCAACCGCGAGGAAAGUAA
This is a messenger RNA of Ostertagia ostertagi, 1098 nucleotides long. The record is from the annotation of a GenBank genome assembly. Lineage: Eukaryota; Metazoa; Nematoda; Chromadorea; Rhabditida; Trichostrongylidae.